Vitrella brassicaformis is the source of this 2610-nucleotide messenger RNA. The record is from the annotation of a GenBank genome assembly. NCBI's taxonomy places the organism in Eukaryota, Vitrellaceae.
CGAAAGAGGCGUCAAAUCAACCUUUGGAGCUUCAGUGACGAUAGCCAUAGCACUACCAGCUGCACCAGCAAAACAAGGCCUCUUCAACUCCCCUGGAGGAGCAAGCCCCUGAGCUAUCUGAGCCGUCACUGCCUGUGCGUCCGUCAUGAGCUCCCUUCCAGCGGCGCGUGAAGGUCGUCGCGGCCGCAAUGGCCGGUCCCGCACACCUGAGCGCGACGCUCCCCUGGCUGCUGCGGCUGCUGUUGUGGGUGACGGGAGGGACGGUGGAGGGCGCGGGCGGCGCAGAGACGGCUCUCGUGACAGCUCCGGCCGCGUGGACAAGGCUGAGGUCAGCGCAGAGCAACCAGCAGUCAGGACACGGUUGACAGGAAUUUGGUUGUGCUUUUUCUGUGUGUCUUGUGUGUGUGUGUGUGUGUGUGUGUGUGUGUUGCAGGAGGCCCGUGUGGGUGUCCGCGGUCGAGGUGCGGGUCGCCGUAAGGGCAGCGAGUCGGCUAAGGGUGUGGACAAGGAAGAUGGGGAGGAGGCCGCCAUCGCCGACAAGAAGGCUGGUGAUGAGGGGCCGCCCAAGAAGGACGAAGGUAGCGAGGAGGAUAUCUGCUCCGUGUGUCAGUGCUGCCGCAGCCCGGCCGAUGUGGUGAGUCACAUGGAGAGAGCCUGGGGAAGGGCGGGAGAAGCAGCGUCACUGUUGUGUGUCUUCUGUGUUCUCUGUAUUCCACAGGGUCGCUUGGGCUGUGGACAUUCCUUUUGUUUCCCGUGCAUCAGCAAGGUAGGUAUAGCCACCGAGAGCGCCGAGAUCAUACGGACGCCGCACCGCGCUACACUAGACGAGCUUAUGCGUGUGUCGUGCAGUGGGCCAAGCAGCGCAACGAGUGUCCCGUGUGCCGCGAGGUGUUCCUCAAGAUCACCCGCCGCUGCAAGAGCCAGCACACCAUGACUCUCCGAUCGCGAACCAACAAGUGCGCAAACACAAACACACCGCACCACGCGCCGCACCACGCCACGCAACGCCACGUGUGUCCCCUCCCCAUCCAUCUGUGAUCAGGUCUUCGUCUGCCAGCUCCUCGAGCGCUGCUGCUGCUGCGGGGGGUGCUGGCGGGGGCGAUUCGUCGUCGGGUGGUGCGUCAGAGUGGUACGAGCAGGUGGUGACGGUGCAGCCGCCCCGCCAGGGGCCGCCACACGGCGCCGCGAUGGGCGGGAUGGUGCAGUCGGUAGUCAUCGAAGGGUUGCCGCUAGGUACGCUCACAUAACAUACACACGCAGGAGGCACUGUGGUGCGAUCACGGAGUUGUGGUGUGGUGUGCUGUGGUAUGGUGUCUUGCCGUUCUGGUGCAGGUAUGCUGUUCGCCUUUGGCGGCGGCGCCAUCGGAUUGCCUGCGUAAGUCUGACUUUCCACAUACAGCAGCCCUCACCUCAGCACACACCACAUCAGCUUGUUUUGUCCCCUCUGUGUAUUGCGUAUUGUGUAGCCUGAUGGGCCCCAUUGUCCAGGCCAUGAUCAUGGCCGAACUGCACGACCACCAGCACGGCAACCACGCCCAAGGCGACGGCAAUGCGGCGGCGGCGGCCAACAACCCCAACACCAAUGGCAGUGGCAAUGGCAACGGCGAGGGGGUCGGGGAGGGCCAGGAGGGGGGAGCAGAAAGUGCAUAGCCGGCCAGUGUAUGCAUACCUCCCUGCCUCACCUGUGUGUGAGAGUGUUUUUUCCGGUCGAUAUUGCAGCUGAGGUGGACGGACGAGUGGUGGGUGGUUGAGGGCCGGCCUGUAUUGUCUCCUCUGUGUACAUAGAUGCGUGGAUCGCUGACGGCUGCCUGCCUGGCUGUCUGUCUGUGCGGUGUUUUUCUGUCGCUUGUUGUCGCAUUUGCAAAGAUCAAGAGGGCUGCAGCAGAAGGAGCAAAGACAGCUGCCCCUUUUCUGACGGAGGGAGGGGAGAGAGGCGUACAUAAACAUACAUACACACGUGGAUGGACGGAUGUGCCUUUGUAAAGUAGCCGGGCUGCCCGCGUGCCCUCCCGCCUGCCUACCUCACGGAUGCAUGCAUCGAAGGUGGUGUGGGUUUCUGUGGCUGAGGGCCUGAGGCAAGGAGGCGAGUGCGUAGCGAUAGCGCCUGGGAGCCAGGCACAUCGACAUGCACACCCACACACAUGUACUUAUUCCUUCCCAUCGAUUGGCCGCCCUCUCCUUUAUCUGCCCCACAUAUACGUCGUACACAUGAUCCGUCCGUGUCUGCCCACCUCGAUUGGAUGAAUGGUCUAGGCUUUUCUUUUAUCACCGCCUGGACAAUUGACGCCUGUCUGGCUGUCUGUCUCCGUGCCUGUGUGCCUCUCUGGACGGGUGGAUGGAUGGAUGGAUGCCGCCUCUGCUGUCUCGUUCUGACUGUUGCAGCGCUGCGUGGCUGUGUCGAAGUAAGAGCAGACACCCUGUGUCUGUGCAGAUGAAUGCUCUUACUUGAGCAGACUGCGAUGCUGUCAAAGUCAGGACACCAUGCAGCACCAGAGUGACUCUGGCUGUUCAGCUGUGUUGACCUGCGUGUACAGGUGUGUGGCUGGGUUGAUUGCGUGGUGUGAUGGACAGGUCAGUUCACACUUCCUUCAAGUUUGAUGACGGCAUGAC